CCUAUUCUCUUUCUUGACGUCCUCAGUGGUCUGUUGCAGUUCCCUAUUCUCUUUCUUGACGUCCUCAGUGGUCUGUCGCAGUUCCUGAUUAUCCUUCUUAAAGUUCAGUUGCUGUUUCAGACUAUCCUUCUUAAUGUCUCUGAAGUUCUGUCGCAGUUCCUGAUUCUCUCUGAAGAGGCUCUGUGUAACGGAUGUGUGACAGUGUCUGCUAUGUGCUCAGGGAUGUCU
Messenger RNA from Geodia barretti, 228 nucleotides. NCBI's taxonomy places the organism in Eukaryota, Metazoa, Porifera, Demospongiae, Tetractinellida, Geodiidae. The record is from the annotation of a GenBank genome assembly.